AUUGACAUCAUCAGUAUUGGGUUUAAGGGCCUGAGGCUUGACAACGUUUGCCUCUCAGAUUGUGUAGCGUCAGAUACGUGUCACGUCUUAAAAACGUCAGUGGCUUUAGAAAGGCAAUGGGAUGGACAAACAGCUAUUCGAUUCUCUUCAAACUGCUUGAACUGGGUUUAGUAUUAGGGGUUCAUCUUAGCGAUUCAUCGUCGAGACUGGAGGCUGAUGAAGUUGAUAAAGUCUUACUUAGGCACCAGUUGAAAGCUUACUGGAUGUGUCGUUUGAAUGUCACACAAUAUGCUAAAGGAAACGACAGCUGUCCGCCAGAGUUUGAUGGUUGGGGAUGUUGGGAAGCGACACCUGCUGGUCAAGUUGCAAAGAUAGAAUGUCCCAGUUUUGGAUCAUUAGCAGAAGACAAAAAUUUCGUCACAAGAACAUGCCAUACUGGAGGAAAGUGGGCUAUAAGUGGGAUAGAUGGCGAAGAAGACGGGGAAUAUUUACGAUGUCAGCUGAAGAAAAUAUCCGCAAAUCAUAAAAAGAUAUUAGAAAACCUUUUGCAUGAGAUGGAUGACAUCAAAACUUCACCAUAUGCGAUGUCUGAAUCUGCUCAGGAGUUUGAAAGAUGUAUUAAUGAUGUACUAUCCAGUCCUGGACCUACAGAUAAACUCUACUGUCCAGGAACAUUUGAUGGUUGGAGCUGUUGGAAUGCUACUUCUGCUGGUGAUGUUGUAUACGUACCUUGUCCUGUUUUUGUAACAGGAUUUCAUCCAGGACGGUAUGCUCAUAAAGUGUGUGAAGAAGACGGGAGUUGGUUCCUUCACCCUGAAACCAACAAAACAUGGUCCAAUUACACCACCUGUAUUGAUAAAGAUGACUUGAGUUUCCGUGAUAAGAUCAAUAAAAUUUACAUUGCUGGAUACUCCAUAUCUGUUAUUGCUCUGAGCGUUUCCCUGGUCAUAUUCUUCUAUUUCAGAUCUAUGAAAUGCACCCGAAUUACUAUCCACAAAAACCUUUUUGUAUCUUUUAUCAUCAACAACAUUCUGUGGAUAGUGUGGUACACGGAGGUCAUCAAAUAUCCAGAAGUCUUAUUCAGCAAUAAGACAGCUUGUCAGGUUCUCCACGUCUUAGUUCAUUACUUUCUACUGAGUAAUUACAUGUGGAUGUUCUGUGAGGGCCUCUACCUACAUACUCUACUAGUGAUUGCAUUUGUGGCUGAAGACAAAAUAAUGAAGUGGUUUUAUAUUCUUGGUUGGGGUUCUCCAAUCGUUGUGAUAACUUGCUAUGCUGGUGUCAGAAGCUCGUAUCCAGAGGACACCGUCUUUUGUUGGAUUGAAGAGAGCCGCUUCACGUGGAUUCUUUCUGGACCAGUGUGCAUAUUCAUGUUGCUCAACUUUAUUUUCCUCAUUAACAUCGUUCGAGUGCUGGUAACCAAACUACGAGCAGUGAAUUCCCCAGAUACUCACCAGACAAGAAAAGCAGUGCGAGCCACGUUGAUUUUGAUUCCUCUGUUGGGUCUGCAUUACAUCAUUACCCCGUUCCGUCCGGAGCCGGGAUCACCUGAAGAAGCAGUGUAUGAACCAAUCUCAGCUGCAGUAGCUUCGUUUCAGGGCCUGUGUGUUUCUCUGUUGUUUUGCUUCUUCAAUGGCGAGGUGAUCGCUCUAAUUAAGAAGAAAUGGCAGCAAACUUUUACGACCUGGGGAAAUGACACAAACAGAAAUUACGCUGUAACAACAAUGUCAACCAUGCCAACCACACCGUCUCAUCACGACCGAGAAGAUACUACUGCAGUUUAACAGAGCUAGAAAACACAAGCAGGUGGCAUCAAAAAUGGGUUUAGUAGAACCUUGAAGAAGAAGAAUUGGGAGACGUUUAUCUUUGUAGUCAAAGAAACAGGUUAAAUGCUAUUACCUGAAGAACAAGGGAAUUCUCAGAGGGGAAACAUGAAACCUUCCUUUUUGUUUCCGACAGAACAAAAUAGUUAUAAAAAUUGCACCAGAAUAUAUCUGUUUGUUUUGGUGUGUUUUAAGACAACACUAAUUGUUAUAAAUGCGUGUUGAAGAAUGAGCAGUUUUUAUUUAUUUAUGUUGUAAUAAAGAGUCAAGGGCUGUGCUGCUUGAUUGUUCCUGAAAACAAAAUAUUACAUACACACAGAAAAAAAAGAAAGAGAAUCUUAUUUAAUGUAUACCAAUAUUUUUCUUAUUCUUUGGUAACUAAAAUAACAUUCAUAUGUGCAUGUUUUCCUUUGUAUUUAAUAAGCUCUGACAUUUGUGGCUUUGUCAGUAAUAAGCUUAUCGGGAAAUAUCAUUGAUACUUUCGAUUAAGCUUUGUAGUCCAUAAUCAAUUAGUUAUCGUUCACUUACUGUGUCAUAAAUAUUUGCAUCUCCUGUACUAGAUGAACACAUUCUAAAAAUUAAAAGUUGAUCGAAGCAAACACGAGAAAAAUAUAGCAGGAAUAAAUAAACAGAAGUAACUGAUACUGGUCUCGUUGCUGGAUUAAAACACGUUGUAAUACGUAUUCUAAGGCAGGAAACAUAGUGUUUUGAUACAAAACCUUUGUUUUCUUCAUGAAAUUCUCCUUGACUUGGAAGUAUUAUAUAUGAUUUCCAAGUCCUGAAACUAUUGUAAUAAUAGCUUAAAAUUCUAGAUCAAACCUUGAAAAUAAUUUAAUGUCUUUAGAACUUUCAGUAACUAUAGAAUUCCAAAAACUAUUAUAAGAAAAACGUAAAUCUUCGUGUAACAUAAGCUAUAAUUUUUAAAUUGUGUUCGUAAUUUAAUAAUAUGAAUCCGAAGACAAUAUAUACCAACAUCGUCUGGAAGUUGAGAAAUGUAAAUGGUUUUACAAGUUUCGCUCUUUUAGUCAGGAUUUACAAUGCUCAAAAUCGCAAAGACCCAUAGAUGACAUGAUGCUGACAAAUAUUGAAUUAUUCUUAACAUUAGAUCAAAAAAUAUGAUAUAUAUUUACCAUAAUCUCAUCUAAAACCUCAAACACUUUAGUUUUGUUCCCCAUCUGAAUGUAUCAUGUUUUAUUAUUUUAGUAACUUUAAUUCAAAAGCUUCGAUGUAUGUGCAAGAAGCAUUAUAAACAUCUAAUUAUAGGCGAUUAAUGAUAUAGUUUAAAUGGACCAGUAACACACGAUGUGUUUGUUUCGGGUAAUGACAGUUUCACUUUCAUAAGAUGAUAGUUUGUGAAGGGAUUUAUGUUACUAGAGUUAAAAAAGGAACAGGCAAAUUUACAUCUGUUGGUUUACUGGUUAUCACAUCAGUUUAAAGUUAUAUUAGUGUUUUAUUUCUUAUGUAAUCGAUAACAACUAAACAUCAUACGAAAUAAGUUAUUGGCCUGAUAAACAGUUAAAUAUCAAUUUUAUGAUACACAAAGAACAUAAAUUUAACAAAAGUGUUUUCCAAAACGGGUUCUUUUCGUUACAUUGGCAAAUUUGGUUGUCAGCAAACAUUUUUAGAAAAGUAAAAAGUGGUCAAAGAGACCAUUACAUUGGCAUCAGAAAUAACCACAUUAAUUUUUAGUUUUAACAUUUGAGAAAAGUAGAUUUUAAGUAUCGUAUUAUCAAUACAAAUUUUGUUCAAAUGAAAUUCGAUUUUUGAAAUUUGUAAAAAAAAAUCCCCCGGAUGAAGUUUUGUUCUCAUAUUCAUAAUAAUAAUUUAGGAAAGAGAUUUUAGUUAUCCCAUUGGCAUCAUUAUUUAUUCAGUAAAAUUUAUUUCUAUCUUAGUAACACUAGUUAGUUUGAUUAUCACAUUACCCUUAAGAAGCUUAUGAUGAAAAAGUUUUACUCAUCAAUCGGAGAUAAAGUGUAAGAAAAUUUAAUUAUAUCAUGAAAAUCAACGAUUACGUAAAAGACAUUUUUGGUUAUUAUGUUGAUAACUGUGACUAAACAAGGAUAUUUUAGUUUUAUCGUAGAAAAUAGCAAUUGUACUGCAUGCUGAGUUUGAAUACAAGUCAUCUAAAUGUUAUGGUGUAUAUUUUAGCUAUCGUUUUUGUAGUUUGCAAUUCAAAGGAUGUUUUAAGCAUUCACAAAAAACGCGUGUAGUUCACAUUUACAUUAGUAGUAUUUUGUGUUCUUGUUUAAAAUAUAUGUUAAAAUAAUGCUAUAUGCAUAUAUAUAUAUACUUGUUCACCAUUGCAUGUGAAAUAUGACCAUUUUCUCUAUAAACAGCUUCGUUGUUUGAAUUUUAUGGCCUGUCUCAAGAACAACCGUUUCACUUACUAAUAUUAUAUAUGAAUGUUUGUUUAUAUGUAUAUCCAAAUUCUCGUGUAUCUGAAUUUUAAGUGUUGUAUCAGGUUCAAUGAAUGUAUUAAUAAACACCAGUGGCAAACACCAAA
Messenger RNA from Limulus polyphemus (Atlantic horseshoe crab), 4326 nucleotides. RefSeq names its product calcitonin gene-related peptide type 1 receptor-like. Gene Ontology annotation, cellular component: plasma membrane. Gene Ontology annotation, molecular function: calcitonin receptor activity. Lineage: Eukaryota; Metazoa; Arthropoda; Merostomata; Xiphosura; Limulidae. Bases 117 to 1784 code for a protein of 555 amino acids. Gene Ontology annotation, biological process: cell surface receptor signaling pathway; adenylate cyclase-modulating G protein-coupled receptor signaling pathway. The record is from RefSeq and is a predicted model, not a curated record. The transcript has 19 exons.